AUGGACUCGAAAACGAACGAAGCACUUCUGGAAGCGUACACACAAGAAAUGGCGGCGAGAGCGAUAAAAGACAUUGAAAAAUAUCUGGAGGAGAACCCAUUAGCGGGCACGGAGCUCGAAAAAGAGCAACUGCUCGAGAAGGUGCUACACGAAGAGCAACAGGCCGAGUACAAACGGAACAUCGCCGAAAAUUUGCUCGAAGAGCACGAACAACUCAUAAAAAGUGAGAUUCUUUCGUAUUUUUUAAAUGUGAAAAUCCGAAUUCAGAAGCCGUAAAAAUGGAAAAUGAGCUGAAAAUGGUCGAAUCGAUCAAGGCGGAACGCGCGAAAUUGCUCCAAAUGAGAGCCGCCGAGCAGGAAGAAGUCCAUGGGGUGAGCAUUGUUCUGUUUUCUGAAAUUUAUGUCAAUGUCUCCAAUAAUAAAAUAAUUUUUCAGAAAUACCGUUCGAUGGACGCGAUGAUUCGAAUGAAACGAGAGACGGAAGAGCUGCGAGCGAUGUGCAACACGGAAAAAUAG
This is a messenger RNA of Caenorhabditis sp. 36 PRJEB53466, 515 nucleotides long. The record is from the annotation of a GenBank genome assembly. NCBI's taxonomy places the organism in Eukaryota, Metazoa, Nematoda, Chromadorea, Rhabditida, Rhabditidae.